AUGGUCUACACUCAGUAUAUAAGUAAGAUCGCAAAGUUUAUGGUUGAAUCCUUUCAAAAUGGAUUAUAAAAUGACUCCUGUUAGCGUGACUAUGGCCUACGUUGGCAAAGCUUGGCACAAAGACAACCUUUUAUUGAUUUGAUAUCGAAAAAAAGAAAAAAAAAAUGAAAAAAUUCGAGUUCCGCAGACACGAUGGCUCCAUCCUACCAUGAAGCACAAAGGGAUCCUAGACGAUUUGAACUCGCGCUGAGAAUUUUAAGAAAUGACUUUAACGUCGAGUUAACAGGGAGAAAACGGAAAAGGAAAGUUCUGCAGGAACACGAAAGUCCACAUAAAAGCAGACAUAUUGUGACUUCCUGUAACCUUUCCCAGUCAGCGUACGUGAUUCAGCUGCCAAGUGGACAUAUAUCACUUCUUGAAAUUAAUAAGAUCAUGAAACCUGGUUUUGUUUAGAAGGUCACUCAAGGUGAAUCAGAGUUGGCAACGAAAACAACAACCAGAGCCAAAAAAAAACAAAUUCAGGGAGAUUACCAGGAAACACAUGGGCUGACUUCAUUGCAGUCAACAGGAAAAUCGUCAUAAACCUAAGCGCCCUUAUUAUGCAAAAGAUUUUGUCUCUUCCAUGACUGUAGGAGGAUAACGUCUAGUGGUUUGGGUAUUAAAUGCAUUUAACUGACACUCCUUCAGUUCCAUCUGCCCUCGUUUUAAUUGAACAAUAACGUGGUAGCACAGACCUGUGGCGCCUUCUUUCAGAGGGUAUCCGUUUCAUGUUAUUUCAUUACACAAACUGCAGACGCAGGCGGAUAAACCAUCUAGCGAUGCCAUAAAAAGUGCCGUCGCUGUUCUCCGCUCUCCAACCAUCCUGUUUGUCGAGUGAUCAAAAUUCAGUCGGGCGCAUUUUGGCGGUAAGUUCUAUUGUAGUUUGCAGUUUGCAAUUCAUUCGCAAAUUUGAAUUCAUAAAUGAAAUUCAAACUUCAUUCGCAGGGGAAAAUGUUCGAAAUAAUUUAAGCCUCAGAAUGCUAUUUCUCCCCUUAAUUUUGGAACUUAAUCGAUUCGUUGCGAUAAAUCAUUCUAAAACUCAUUCAAAUUGCCACAUUUCAAUUGAUCAGUUUGCAACAAUGGAAAAUUCUCCUUUCGAAUGUGUUUGUAGUUGAGCGACUCAAGAAUGGUGACUUUUUUUAACCUUUCGUUUAGCCUUUCGUAGGAGCUCUUGUGUAAACUUGGUUUCCUCUCAAUUAACUCAGAAAUUUUUAAACCAAACCUCCUCAGAUAUAAAAGCAAUUUACUUCACAUUGUUGGUCAGUCCUUGUUCCAUCGAAACGAGUUUUAAGUUGAUGAAAAUUCUCUUUUCUCAUUGUUUGUCUGUCUCAGUAGUGUAUAAAACUUUACGGAGAAUUUAAUCUACGAUUACUCGGGUGAAAAUGUUGGAAUCAAAAAGUGCACAGUUGCUACUUUAAUUGCUUCCUAGGUCUGUGUGAGUCUUAUCAUCAAAUCCCGCAUUUUUCUCCUAACAGGAACUUCUGCAUCUUCUGUUCCAGUGAUGGCGUAUCUGUUUUCAUUACUGAUCGUAUUUGUUGUCCUAAGUUUGUCAUCUGCUAGCCCUACUAAUAUUGAGCGACGGAUGAAGAAACAAGUAUGUUAUCGAUCAAACUUUCCUGUUGCACGCUUAAUUAAAUUCUCAGCCGUCCGGCUCGUGUUGUCCCCCAAUCAUUCAAAAGAUUUCACAACUAUCACAGACUAAAGUGUAAUUUUGAUCCAACAAGGUCGUGGAUUUUAAUCUCGACAUCAUCGAGGGUGGAAUUGGCUACACUGAGAAAAUCGAGGUGGAUCUUGAAAAACAAACAGAAUUGUUUCAAGUUCCUACUCAUCCUGGUGUGGAUCGCAGCGAUGUGUUGCACGAUUUCAAAAACGUAAGUUAUCCUGCCUAUUUAUCAAUGUAAAACCCUUUACCUUAUCAUCAUUAAAGAAAAGUAAAGAUUUGAUAGAGUAUCCAUUGGCACAAUUACAGCGCAAACAAUAUAAAGGAACUCAUACUUAACAUAAUUUCAAUGGUGACGCAGUUAGACAUCAAUUUACUAAAGUCUCGCCUUUUUCCAGCCUCCCACGCACUCGGUUCUUUCAGAGAAGUAUUACACUUCGUAACAAUUAAUUUUGUCUUAUACUUCUAGUAAUCAUAAUAUUUUCUGGUUUCAUCCCUAGCACUUUGUUGUUUUCCAAACUCGUCUCUCAUUCCUCUAUUGAGUUUUCCAGCAAACCAGCAAUCAUUACUCUUAAUUCUUUCACAUUUUUUUUCACAGAUACCUCUUCUUGUUUAUCUCCGCAGAAUUUGACCAUGCUGCGCUUCCCGGAAAGCAAGAUCUGUUACCUUUUUCCUCUCGUAAAACGUCAAUCGAGGCCAGAGAAGCUGAUAAGAGAUCAUAAGAGAGCUCAGAAGGUGUGUAAAAAACAUGAUAUCCUCCAACUGAUGGAUAGGUAAAUACUUAUCAGCGAAACAAGAUCGCGCUGAUCACUUGGGAGCAAAAAUAGGCCUUGAAGAUCUGAGUUGUAAGCGCGAGACCUCUUCUCUUUCAAAUAUUUCUCCCUUGUUCUUAAACUCCUCAUUCAAAACUUGCUGACACGUAGAUAACAUUAUUUCCUCAGAAAUCAAAAUAUGAUACGAGUGUUAAAUAUUCCUCUUGAUACUUAAAAAGGGAAAUGUCUAAAUUUAAAGGAGUAUGGGCUGGAGAAUUUUGGGGGUAUCACGCGGUUUUCAAAGAGUAGGAAAUAUAAAAAAUUUAUAGGGGUAAGCUUAGGUUAAUUUUGCUCCUCGAAUGCCUUUUCACUUGUGACAUAAGAUUAGGGUGAGAUAAGAUAAGGGCCCACUGAUUAUUUAUCGCCGAAGGGGGAAGGGGGUUCGGAGGAUUUUGGUCGUGUCAAAAUUAAGUCUACCCGAUCCCCCCAUGAGGUUCUGUAGUAUUCUAACGAACAUCCUUCAUUGGCAGUCAAUAUUCUACCGUCCCCCCCCCCCUUUAAACUCUGUAUGAGACGACUGGCCCUCCUCUGUUUCCACUGAAAAUCAUUUGAUCCCCCCAUAGAUCCCCCCCCACACACACACACACACACACACUCAGUCUAUAAAUAAUGACUUGUUCCUUAGUCCGUGGGCUCAGAAAUAAGCGUCAAUUUUGGAAGGUGAAUAACAUGCAUCUUCUGAGGCAAGAUGAUUUAGCUCCGUCUUCACCAGAGAUGAAGACCAGCCGAGAAUCCAUGCAUUCUGCGCAUUGACUUGAAACAGAAAAUGAAAUAUACUGUUUUGUAGUGUAAUAUUUGUCAAUUUACGUCUGAGUGAUUCGUUGUCAAUUUAUUCAAUCAGAUGAAUAUUACAGAGACAAGACGCGUGUACAGCAGGUGGGUUUUGGAUGGAGAAGUUACUGAUCGAUCAUGGCUUGGUGAAGAGCUGAACGACUUUUGCGCUCUGUACACGAUAUACCACGUGACUGAGGAGCGGGAACAGGUGGCCGAAGAACAAACUGAAGGUAAGACAUCAAUGAGUCUUUAACACUUAAACUCUCAUGAGUGAUCAAGACGGAACUCUCCUUACAAAAUCAAAAAUAUUAUCAAGCAAACAAGUAAUGAGAAUAAAGAAAAAUAUCAAUCAGGUCUGUUAGGAAUUUUUACGCAAUAAUUUAAGGCAUUUGUCGAACCCCUUUUUAGGAAGCACAAAUAAAAACACAAAGUAAGUGUUUACUUUUCCAAAAAAAAUAAUUGAAAGCUUGGAAAGUUAUGAAACCGAGGAAGAACUUUGCUAAAAUUGCCUUUUUACUCCAUCUAGUUAAAAAAAUAAAUCAUGAAAAGCGCUGUUCCGAAUUACUUUCGAUAGUCAACUGUAAAUAUUACUGCAUAGACAAUGAUGGGUCAACCUGACAGAUCACAGCAUCUUCAUUCUUACCUACCCCUCCCCAAAACCCAAAUUAACCCUAUCAUGCUGUCAGUUGACUGUUACUGGGUUAGGGAAGGGGUAGAUGGGCAGUUGAUCAGAUCCUGAUCCUGGUCGUAUGCUUUUUUUCCUCAGGCGGAACAUCGCCAAAUAGGGUGAGACGUCAGUCUGAGAGUGGUCUGAAUGAUGCGAAACUGUGCCCAGGAGGAUUGGACUUGAAUAGCGCCCUGCAAGUAUGUUCCGAGCCCAAAAUAGAAUGCGACCAAACCCUCACGUGUUCCGAGAUUCGCAGAUGCGACGACUUUUGGAGACGCCGGCGUUCGUUGCCAUUUUGGUUCUCAUACAACGGCUGCUGGAAUGAUCACGACACUAGAAAUAUUGUCGAAUGUUGCAGAUACGUUUGUGAUGAUAUUGAUGAACCAACUACAGGAACGGUGGAAAACAUGGGCUCAGAAGUUUUGUAGAGGCAUCUUUAAAUAUUUGGCCAAUUUAGCUUUCUAGAGAUACAGAACCAAACAAGCGAUGCUAUUAUUUCAAAUAUCUGGCCUCAAUUGAUUAAAAAUAUCUAGUUUCUUC
Molecule: messenger RNA, 4492 nt
Organism: Pocillopora meandrina
Lineage: Eukaryota; Metazoa; Cnidaria; Anthozoa; Scleractinia; Pocilloporidae
Source: the annotation of a GenBank genome assembly